GACUUUGCGGCAGUCGUUCAUGAGAGAAUAAGCACGCUGGAGCUAUUUUGACAUAUUUUGUAGCCAUCCUUUUUUGGCUGUGGUGCUGCUCCCCUCAAAUUCUAUUCGUGAACAUUUAUUUUCAUUCAACCCUGCUCUGCAAACCAUCAGCCAUGGCCCUGUUCAGGAUCUGUUUGAGCCUGUUUCCGCUGUACGUCCAUCAGGUGGAUGCGCUAGCACAAAUCCACUUAAAGUGUCCAGAAAAAUUGGAAGCAGGAAUUGGUGAGAGAGUGAUUCUUUCUUGCGCCACAGACCCUCAAAUCAGUCUCAAAGUGAUCGAGUGGAUGAAAAAUGAGACUGAAGUUCAUGUAUACAGAAAAGGAGGAGAUGAUCUUGAACAACAGGGAAAGGACUACAAAGACAAAACUUCAGUCUUUGAACAGGAACUAUCAACAGGGAAUUGUUCCCUGCAAUUGUUGGUUUCUCAGUCUCAUAACGGGACAUACCAGUGCUUUGUUAGGGAAGGUGACAAAGACGUCAAUUGUUCUAUUAAGCUCAUUGUGCGUGGAAAAGAAACAACAAGCUCACCUCUGAACACACAAAUCCACUUAAAGUGUCCAGAAAAAUUGGAAGCAGGAAUUGGUGAGAGAGUGAUUCUUUCUUGCGCCACAGACCCUCAAAUCAGUCUCAAAGUGAUCGAGUGGAUGAAAAAUGAGACUGAAGUUCAUGUAUACAGAAAAGGAGGAGAUGUUCUUGAACAACAGGGAAAGGACUACAAAGACAAAACUUCAGUCUUUGAACAGGAACUAUCAACAGGGAAUUGUUCCCUGCAAUUGUUGGUUUCUCAGUCUCAUAACGGGACAUACCAGUGCUUUGUUAGGGAAGGUGACAAAGACGUCAAUUGUUCUAUUAAGCUCAUUGUGCGUGGAAAAGAAACAACAAGCUCACCUCUGAACAUGCGUGGAAAAGAAACAACAAGCUCACCUCUGAACAAUACCGUUCCUGACAGUCCAUCUACAUCUCCAAUAGCUAUUGGAGUAUGUGUUGCUGCUGUUCUUUUUGUUUUUGCUGCUGCUAUUCCUCUUAUUGUCUGUUGCUGUAAAAGAGAACCUGAAACAAGAAACGAGCAGGAAAUGAAUCCCCUAAAUUCACAGAACAACAACGGGGAUGUCAACGACGGGGGUGUCAACGAGAGGGAUGUCAACGACGGGGGUGUCAACGACGGGGGUGUCAACGACGGGGGUGUCAACGACGGGGGUGUCAACGGCGGGGAUGUCAACAGUCCUUAG
Messenger RNA from Archocentrus centrarchus (flier cichlid), 1268 nucleotides. RefSeq names its product CD276 antigen homolog. NCBI's taxonomy places the organism in Eukaryota, Metazoa, Chordata, Actinopteri, Cichliformes, Cichlidae. Gene Ontology annotation, cellular component: external side of plasma membrane. Gene Ontology annotation, biological process: T cell receptor signaling pathway; regulation of cytokine production. The transcript is spliced from 8 exons. The record is from RefSeq and is a predicted model, not a curated record. Gene Ontology annotation, molecular function: signaling receptor binding. The coding region runs from base 153 to 1268 and encodes 371 amino acids.